GUGAUGGGAAAUUAAGUAUAUUUUGCAAAGCCAAUGGAUAACUCGAUAUUUAAUUAAAAUAUCCCCUUAAACUCUUAAAUCUAACAUCUUGGAGGAUAACAUUAUUAGCAUAUCGAUAGGGUCGAACUAUAUAAGCUCAAAAACGAGGUAACUAAAUUUCCAACAAUUUUUGAAAAAAUAAUAGCUAAUUCUGUUUCAGGUGAAUAGGAAGGAUAAUUAUUUAAUUUUCAUAAUAAGGCUUAAAGCUUAAUUCAUCCAAACCUGAUAAAAUAUUAUGGAUUUUGUAUUGAUCCUGAAAUUACUACUAAUUUGAUUAUUAGUAAAUGGUAUUAUUAAGCACUUUACAAAACAACUAAAAAUAUAUGUUCAUAUCAUUUUUAAUAUAAAUCAUUAAUUCCAGAAAAGGACUUGUGGAAUGUAUCAUUAAUCAUAUACUUUAAAUAGUUUCUUCAUCAAAUUUUAUAAGGGCUCCAAUUUUUAGAGACCAAACAGUAGUGGCAUAUGCAAAUUUAACCAGAUGCUAUAUAUUUGGAUUAAAAUACUCAAAUUAAAUUGAUACCUAUGGGAAUUUUAAGGAUAAUGAGUGGUUAUACUCUUGUAUUAAAUAAAUAAGGAUUAGCUUUGCUCUCUCCAGAACUUAUUGAACAGUUAAAACUAAAAAAUAUAAAUCCUGUUCAUGAUCCUUCCAAAUCUGAUAUCUUUUCUUUAGGUAUGACUAUGUUAGAAUUUAUGACCCUUAAAAGCAGUUUUGAUUGUUAUUCUUUUAAUUCUAAUCCUCCUUAAUUAAAUGAUCAAUUAAUUGAAGAACGUUUAUAAGAAUCAAUUAUGAAUGGUUAUUCUGAUGACUUAAUUAAAUUAACAAAAAAUAUGCUUCAAAGAAAUAUGAAUUAUAGAGUUGGAAUUAGAGAUAUUUUAGUAUAUAAUUUUCAUAUUCUUAGAAUUCAAAAGAGUUAAAUCAAAAUUUACAAAGUUAGAGUAACAAUUUCUCUCCUUUGAAACCAACAUUAAAUCUGAGUAAUUUAAGAUAACCAAAUAUUAAUUAAUAGGAAUAAAAACCUUUGAUUUAACCUUCUAUACCACCUCCAAUUGGAUAAUCCAAUAAUCAAUAACAUUAAGUUUAGGUUUAAACAUUUUAACCUCAUCUUGAAUUAAAUAAAAUUGAUAACUUCUAACAAUCAUAUUCUUUUAGGGAAAAAUCAGAUGAAGAAUUACUUUUAAGAGAAUAACAAAUUAAUAGAUAAUUGGAAUAAUAAUUAAAGCAAUAACAAUAGAUGUUAUAAUAAUAAUUUUAAUAACAAUAAAAAUAAUAAUAAAUAAUUGAGGAAUAGUAAAGAAAAUUGUUUUCUCUUUAAUAAUAAAUUAAGUAGAUUGCUGUUUAAUUAGAAUAAAGUCAAAUUGAACCUAAUGAAAUUUUGAAUUCUUCAAAUAAAUAGGAUAAUUUUAAUUAUUAAAUCAACUUGCUACCAACUCCUCCAAUUACUUAUGCAAGUCCAAUUAAGCACACCUUAAAUGAUUUCACAGAAAAUAUUGAAAUUUAAAAUAGAGUGAAUUAAGUCUUAGCCCAAUCAAGAUAAGCAAUUAACCGAUAUUAAAAUUGA
This is a messenger RNA of Paramecium sonneborni, 1598 nucleotides long. The record is from the annotation of a GenBank genome assembly. Lineage: Eukaryota; Ciliophora; Oligohymenophorea; Peniculida; Parameciidae.